AUGGAGGAAAUACAAGACACUAAUACUACAACUCUGAAGGUUCUAAUGGUUCCAUGGUUAGCUCAUGGUCAUGUAAUCCCUUAUUUAGAACUAGCCAAGAAACUCUCCAACACCAAUGUUUUCUCCAUAUACUUUUGUUCAACACCUAUCAUUCUCAAUUCCAUCAAUCAAGAAAAUCUACCAAAAAACAUCCAACUAGAAGAAUUCCCUUUACCAUUAUCAAUACAACUUCCUAGCCACCACCACACCACCAAUGGCCUACCAAAAAACCUGCUUUCAACCUUAAUCCAAACUUUUGGAGAAGCUGACUCAACCUUUGCCAAAAUUCUUGAUUCACUCUGUCCUGAUUUGCUUAUAUUUGAUGGUUUUCAACCAUGGGCACCAAAGCUUGCUUCUUCAAGAAAAAUUCCUGCCAUUCAUUUCAUGAUUGUUGGCUCUGCUUCCAUAUCGUUCUUCUAUCACCAUUAUCUCUAUGCUGGCAUAAGAAACUUUCCAUUCUCAGGAAUUUUCCUUAAGGAUUAUGAGGUAAAGCAACUCCAACUUGCCGCAGAAAUGAACAACAUAGGACCAGAUGUUGCUUUCUAUGCAGUGGAAAAAUCCCAUGAAAUUAUCUUGACCAACACUUGUAAUGAAAUAGAGGGGAAGUAUGUUGAUUAUCUCUCAACUCUAAGCAAUAAAAAAGUCAUACCUGUAGGUCCUCUUAUUCGUGAAACGAAAAUAACUAUAGAGAAUGAGGAGAACUCCAAGAUUAUCCAAUGGCUAGACAAAAAGGAUGAGUCCUCUUGUGUUUAUGUUUCAUUUGGAAGUGAAUAUUUCUUGUCCAAAGAGGAAAUUGAAGACAUAGCUCAUAGUUUAGAGCUAAGUGAGUUGAGCUUCAUUUGGGUACAUAGGUUUCCAUUGGGUGAAGAAAUUAACAUUGAAAAUGCUUUACCAAAAGGCUUUCUUGAUAGAGUUAAAGAAAAAGGUAUCAUUGUGGAAAAAUGGGCACCUCAAGCAAGAAUUCUUGAGCAUGCAAGUGUUGGGGGAUUCUUGUGCCAUUGUGGAUGGAAUUCGAUACUAGAAAGUUUACAUUUUGGAGUUCCUCUUGUAACCAUGCCUAUGCACCUUGAGCAACCUACUAAUUCAAGAAUGGUGGUCGAGCUAGGGACAGCUAUGGAGGUUGUGAGAGAUGAAAAUGGGAAACUGAAUAGAGAAGAGACCGCAAAAGUGAUAAGAAAUGUGGUGAUGGAGAAGAAUGGUGGAGAAAAAGUGAAGGCAAAGGUGAAAGAAUUGAGGAAAACGAUAAGAGAGAAAGGAGAAGAAGAGUUUGAUCAAGUUGUCAAGAAGUUAUGGCAUCUUUCUACCAAGAUUAAGUAGUGAACACUUUGAUGGCAUAAAAGAAGAGUGCAAAAUGGAGUGAUUUUAUUUGCGUGAAAUAAUUGAAUGUACUGUUCUGUUUGUUCUGGAAAUCUGCGGUAUUUCCCUACCUUUGA
Molecule: messenger RNA, 1472 nt
Organism: Lycium barbarum (goji berry)
Lineage: Eukaryota; Viridiplantae; Streptophyta; Magnoliopsida; Solanales; Solanaceae
Product: beta-D-glucosyl crocetin beta-1,6-glucosyltransferase-like
Exons: 1
Coding region: 1-1356 (451 amino acids)
Molecular function (GO): UDP-glycosyltransferase activity
Source: RefSeq, a predicted model, not a curated record